Messenger RNA from Cynoglossus semilaevis (tongue sole), 431 nucleotides. Its product is annotated as cytochrome P450 2D9-like. The transcript has 2 exons. Gene Ontology annotation, cellular component: cytoplasm; intracellular membrane-bounded organelle. Gene Ontology annotation, molecular function: iron ion binding; oxidoreductase activity, acting on paired donors, with incorporation or reduction of molecular oxygen, reduced flavin or flavoprotein as one donor, and incorporation of one atom of oxygen; heme binding. Lineage: Eukaryota; Metazoa; Chordata; Actinopteri; Pleuronectiformes; Cynoglossidae. The annotation marks the transcript as partial. The record is from RefSeq and is a predicted model, not a curated record. Gene Ontology annotation, biological process: xenobiotic metabolic process.
AUUUUAUUUUUGUUGUUCAUUUGUCAGGGAACCAUUGUUGUGACCAACAUUUCCUCCGUGCUGAACGAGGAGGGACAGUGGAAGUUUCCUCAUGAGUUCAACCCUGAAAACUUCCUCAAUGACCAGGGAGAGUUUGUCAAACCUGAGGCCUACUUACCCUUUUCUGCAGGCGUCCGAAUGUGUCUCGGAGAAGCUCUGGCUCGUAUGGAGGUGUUUCUGGUUACCGUGAGUCUGCUGAGGAAGUUCAGGUUCACCUGGCCUGAGGACGCAGGAGAACCUGAUUUUACACCUCUGUUUGGAACCAUCCAGACCCCGAAGCCAUAUCGUAUGAAGAUCCAACUCAGGGAAACGCCAUAAAUUCAAGGCAGAUGUGACAAUUUAUUGGCAUUAUAACUGUAAUGACUAAUAAAAGGUCAACAUUUUGAAAAUCA